AUGAAAUCCAAGAUCACAUAUGUUGAUGGCGACGCAGGCGAGAUUGCCUACCGAGGCUUUCAUGUUGCUGACUUGUAUUACUCCGGAAGGCCGUUUGAACACGUCGCCUUCCUCCUCAUCUUCGGCCAUCUCCCAAGUGAAUCUGAGGCGGUGGCGUUUAAUACUUCGAUUGCCACUUCUAAAAUGCCACCACAGGCCAUAUUCGACACGAUCAACAACCUUGCGCCUGAGACGCAUGGCCCAACAGCCAUUGCCGCCAUCCUAACCCUAUAUAUAUCUCUGCACCCUGAGAAAAUUCCAGCACACCGUGGCGAGAAUCUCUACAAAGGUAACAUGUCCGCUGUGGACAAUGAAAUCCUGCAACAGAUCUUCACCGUCUCUGUAAUUGUUUCGGCAGUAUUCUGCCGCCUCCAUGGCCGCGAGUUCGCCCCUCCCCGGCAUGAUUACUCGUACAUCGAGAAUAUCCUGCACAUGAUGAGGUUUGUAGAGCCAGCGACCGGAAAGCCUGAUACUCGAGUUGUCAAGCUGCUCAGUCGCACCAUGAUACUCAUGGCAGACCAUGAGAUCACCAACUCUGCCUCGGUGCUUCUCAGCGCGGCGUCCACGCUGGCAGACCCCUACUCGUGCUGCGCCGCCGCAACGCUUUCCGGCAUCGGUAUCCUCCAUGGCGGUGCCAUCGAGGUCGCCUAUAAGCAGCUCGAGGCUGUGCGUGACCUGAAGGAGGUCCCGAUGCUCAUCGAAGCAGUCAAGUCAGGCAAGAUAAGGCUCUUUGGGUACGGUCACCGAAAGUGGAAACUACCGGACCCGCGAUCAGUUCUCUUCCGUGAACUGAUCGCCGAAUCUAUGCAAGACAUCGAGUCCCUUAGAGACGACCACCACCUCGCCGUCGCCCUCGAGAUUGACCGCAUUGCCUCCCAGGACCCAUACUUCAAGUCACGCAACCUGUGCGCAAACGCAGAUCUUUUCCUUAGCUUUGCAUACAAGGCCAUGGGGAUUCCUCCCGACUUCAUCCUGCCCAUGACGCUGCUCAACAGGAACCCGGGAUACGUGGCACAUUGGCGGGAAGCUAUGGCCGACCCCAAGCCUCGCAUGUGGCGGCCGCUCCAGAUCUACGUGGGAGAAAUCCCGCCCCAGAAGCAGGAUUAUGACUUGGAGAAAGCCCCGGUGGCUUCCAGAAGCCUGUGA
Molecule: messenger RNA, 1185 nt
Organism: Diaporthe batatas
Lineage: Eukaryota; Fungi; Ascomycota; Sordariomycetes; Diaporthales; Diaporthaceae
Exons: 6
Coding region: 1-1185 (394 amino acids)
Biological process (GO): tricarboxylic acid cycle; carbohydrate metabolic process
Cellular component (GO): mitochondrial matrix
Source: RefSeq, a predicted model, not a curated record